AUGAGUGCAGCGGUGCGACCAGCAGCUGCCGUCUUGCGCAGAGCACGCCAUGUGCCCGUAUCACAAUGUCUCGCCCGCCGGUGGCAGACAUCCGCCGCAAAGCGCGCAAGCUACGACGAGAUGCUCGACCUGAUGGAGAAAGAGUAUCCUGACCUUAACAAGCCUCGCGACCAUCCUCCUCGUACACCCGAGUCCUCACAGCCCGAACAACCCGCCCGACAGCAGUAUGACCAACAAACUGUCCAACAGCAGUACGAACAACAAGAUGUCCAACAGCAGACCCGUCAACGGGGCCCUCACACUGCAUUCCGCACUCUCCACCAACCAGGUACUGCUUCUCAGCCAACCCAAGAAUCCUCGAAUCCAAGGACCAAGACGGCUGGCAGAGAGAAUGCUCGUUCACCACCCCGAUUCAAGCCCACAAAAGAGACGCUGCCUGAGUCACAAAGAAGGACUGCUACCGACGGGUACAAGCCUCGUCGCGUACCGCCUCCAGUCUACAAAGCCUCUCCUGACCAAGGCGGCAACCACACAUUGCCAGAACAGGCUGCGACACACAGGUCACAAACAUCAAUCGAGCAAUUAGAGCAGUCACGGCCAUUGACUGAGGCAUCAGAGCAGUCACAAGCACCACAGCGUACCCUUGACCCCACUGUACCUGCCCCGGAGACCUCACCGAUCCUUAUUGCAGAGCUCAACCUAGAAUCGAAAGAUACAGAAGCCGAGGAACCUUCAACAACAGCAAGAUUCAAGCCGCGCAAGAUAUCAUCUCCCAUGGUUUCAGAAGCACUACGGAAACCUCCCACUCGAACCAAGCCGACUGCCAGGAUGCCAACUGAGACACCUCUCGCAGAUACCAACUUCAACCCUUUGGAGACUGUUAGCAUCAGGGGCAAGAUUUUCGAUAACAUCUUCCUUCGCGACGCGUGCGCCUGUUCCCAGUGCGUAGACAUAUCAACGCGUCAGAAACGCUUUGACUCUGCCGAUAUUCCUUCCAACAUCAGAAUCAGAUCCUUGGAUUCUGGGUCCGGGCCUGAUAGCGAGACUGUCAUCACCUGGAAACAUGAUGUCCACGGCUUUGGUCCUGAUCAUGUAACUCGACUAUCCAACAAACUCCUCGUACGUUCGACGCUUUAUCCAAAGACUCAUGAAUAUACAGGAGGAAAAUGGGCUUGGAACAAGUCCGUGCUUGAGGAACGCAUGGUCGAUUUCGAAUACAACGAAUACAUGUCGGACGAAAAGGUGCUCUUCCGCAUGCUAGAACAACUUCAAAUGUUUGGCCUGGUAUUCAUCAAGAACCUCCCUGAGGCAGAAUCAUCCGUCAUUCAAACGGCCAACCGCAUCGGGCCUCUCAAGAACACUUUUUACGGCGAGACAUGGGAUGUGCGCAGUGUCUCGAACGCAAAGAACGUUGCUUACACUGAUGUGCAUCUUGGCUUCCACAUGGAUCUGCUCUACAUGCAGCAACCUCCGAGAUUGCAGCUUCUGCAUUGUCUUCGUGCAUCUGAUCAAGGUGGCGUGUCUCUGUUCAGCGAUGCUUACCAAUCUAUGCAAGCAGUCUAUGAUAUGGACCAGGCCGCGUUCGAGGCUCUUUGCGAGACGCCAGUCAACUUUCAUUAUGACAAUGACAAUCACCAUUACUUUCGCAGUCGACGCACGUUCCAACUGCGCGAGGGCAUAAACAAACUGCCUGAGAAGCUGCACGGUGUGUGGAAUUAUAUGGCGGCGGUGAAUUGGGCACCCCCAUUCCAAGCGCCCUUCAACCACACCAAGGGCGAUGUGGCAUUCGCCAGGAGCAUACGAGCAUGGCAUGAAGCGGCGCAAAUCUUUCGAAAUAUGACAGAAAUGAAAGAGAAUAUUUACAGCCGGCAAAUGGCACCUGGUGAGUGUGUGGUCUUUGACAACCGCCGUGUUCUGCAUGCCAGGACAGCAUUUGCUGGUGGCGAAAGAUGGCUUAGAGGCGCUUAUCUGGAUGAUGAUCCGUAUCUGAGCAAGAUGCGAGUGUUGGGGAGGACUUAUGCAAAUAUCAGAAGAAGUGGCAGGGUUCGUCCUACGCCUGCACCUAGUCUUGGUAUAUAA
This is a messenger RNA of Aureobasidium uvarum, 2079 nucleotides long. The record is from the annotation of a GenBank genome assembly. Lineage: Eukaryota; Fungi; Ascomycota; Dothideomycetes; Dothideales; Saccotheciaceae.